AUGGCUCCCACACUCUCCAGCAAGAAGACCCCAGCCGUCACCUCAGACGCCGCUUCUGAAAUCACUCUCGUGGACCCCAAGUCAGGUUCAUCUUCAUCUUCCGGUCCUCGAAGCUUCAAGACAGCCGUCAAGGAGGAAUACAGGAAGUUCAAGACCGAAGUCCACAAGAGCACCGUCGACCCGCAUAAGUCCUGGGAGGCUCGAUACUACGCCACGCAUUAG
Clonostachys solani is the source of this 222-nucleotide messenger RNA. NCBI's taxonomy places the organism in Eukaryota, Fungi, Ascomycota, Sordariomycetes, Hypocreales, Bionectriaceae. The record is from the annotation of a GenBank genome assembly.